GACAUGAGGUUAGGACUUAGGAAAAUUCAUUGGUCUUAUUGAGGAAAUUUAAAAGGAGGAAUUAACAAAAUAAACUGAGCGAGAGAAAGAGAAAGGUAAACAGUAAACACCCCCGCUUCCGUUUCUUCUAGUUAUUCUCGACGUCGCUCCGGCGUGUCGCUCACCACGAGCACCAGAUCUGGCCCCGUCUCCUCUCAACGUCUCUAGCAUACUAACUUCCUCACUCUCUCGUGCUCUUGCCAUGAAACCCCCAAUUGAACUUGACGACGAGAACGCAGCACCCCCGUAAAUGUUCUCCCUCGUUCUUCCUCUCUGCCCUCCUUGUCUCCGUUGAAUACUAGUGUACAUGUGGUGAAGUCAACGCUUAUCCCUGUCGAGAUUACGGUGAAGGAGGUUUCGAUUCAAGGAACACAUGUAGCUUCUCUUUCGGCUUCAACCCCAACAACCGACGAGAGUCAAAAAAUCAAGACGACAUCUACUAAUUCCACAGCCACUCCAGAUCCUCGUUGGCCUUCUAAGUGUUGCUGGUCAAUGGAGUCUCCACCGCCGGUAACAUCGACUGGCACAGUCUCGAUUGAAGGAAAAAUAUCUGGACCAGAGAUGUCGUCUAAGCCUACGGUAGUGAGCAAUGGUAUUGAAGAUAUGAGGCAUCAAAUAGAUGUCAACGACUUGGAGUCGACUCUCAAGGAUUCAAGUGAAACUGAAUACAUAAUGGGAGUAAGCAACUCUGGUGUUGAACCAGAACUAGAGGCGGCCGGAGGUUCGAAAUCAUCUCCAUCUACUGGCCUCCCUCCAAUAACUACCAUUUCUCCAGAGAUAUCAGUUGAUUCUUCAAUACCUAAAUUUGUUCCUUCAAUUGGAGCCUUGGCCAAACCACUUGCUUUUAUACCACCUGCAACUCCUCCAACGCCUGCAACGCCAAGUGGUUUUGACCUGCAGUAUCUUAACAAUCUCCUUGACUCUUUCUGGCCAACAUUGCCUGAUGGACUUGGGUCAAACCAGAAGAAAAAAGACCAUCCUAGUCUUACCAGAGAAUUUCCUCGUAUGCCGGUUCAAAAAAUUCUGGUCCCCGAACUUAAAGAGGAUGGAACAUUAAGGUUUCCAUGGGCAGCCAGAAUGGACCCUGCUACCAGAAACCUCUACCGAGCGGCCAAGCCAACUUUUCGACAUGAUGGAACGCCUCAGAUAGUUGCUACUCAAGAUUGGGUCUCAGCCACGUGGCGUCCGGACUUGGUGAGCCUAUGCAAACACAUAAACCUCGACGUGAUCCGACUUGUUUGGGAGAAGCAAAGUUGUUGGUUGAAGUAGAACUUGAUAAACCUUUUCCAAAGAAAAUUGUCUUAGAUGACAAACAAGGUAAUAUUUUCUUGGUGGAUGUUGAGUAUACAUGGAUUCCAAGUGUUUGUGGUAGGUGUGGACAUUUGGGACAUAUGGAAAAAAGAUGUCUCCUUCCAGCUGUCCAAUUGAAUGUGGAAACAAGUCCCACACUUGAGGAUUUACCCGCUGAAGAGCCUCAGGUUGAAAUGGAAAAAGUAUUAGUGCAGCCUACUGUUGCAUCAAAUAUCUUGGUGUUACCAGCUGAAAAUGUGGAGUCAAGUUUGGUCUCAGCUGAAGAAGCAUGAGAGGAACUUACUGAGCAGACUUUGGAACCUACUAAAGAAAGUGGUAUUGAACUCAGAGAUGAGCUGAAGGAAUUUUCCACUCCAGUAAACAAUCUCACUUGCUCUAAGGUAUAUUUAGCCACUGGCUCCAACUCUUUUUUGACUUCAUCACCAUUAGCAGACACACAAUCUUCUCCAACUGAAGCUAAUAUUAUGGAAGAAAUUUCAUCCCCUGUUAUUGUCUUUGAGGCCAACUCGGUUUCACCGGACAAUUCAUUGGUCCCUCUAUACUCUCCUGCACAUGACAGUCCUUCUGUUACUCAAAUUGCUUGUAAUGAGCAAGAUGAUGAGAGAGGAUAUAUGAGUGAUGCUACGGCAAACAUCAACAUGUCACGAGGUGGAAGGCCAAUAAAACCAGUCCAAAAGUUUCAAGAUAUGGAAUGGAAAACGGUAAGAGGAAGGGGUAAAAGGGGUCGUCGAGGCCGCGGAAACUACCCUCCAUCCUCCUAGUAGUUUCAUCUCUCUCUUGUUUCAUUAAGCUUAUGAAUCAUAAGUCUUCUUCUAUGUAAGCUAAUGCUUGGUUGAGUAUGAGGUAUUUCUCAUCAUACUUAUUCAAACUUUAUGGUUGUUUUAACCAUACAUUGUAUGUUUUUAGUAUUUUUAAUUGAAAGCCUUUUUACAAAAAAAAAAAAGAGACAUGAGGUUAUGGCUUUGUAUGAAAGUAAUUGCGGAAGUAAGAGCACCUCCAAGGGGUUCUACCCAUUGAAAUUCUAAACUUUCAUGUUUUAAGAAAUUUUGGGUUGGGUUUUCCGUAAGUAAUGAACUCCACAAUUAUAUAUGCAUAUAUAAUAUAUACAUACAUAUACAUAAACAUAUAUAAAAGUUUAGAAUUCCAAUAGGUAAAACCCCACAUUGGAGUGCUCUAAUGCUUCGAGUUUAGGUCAAACACCACAUUAUAAAAGUUCCAAUUCGCUACUCACUUAGAAUUGACAAUCCAUUAUAGCGUUAGGGUAAUUAAAUGUACAUACAUUAUCUAGCUAUUUAGUAUUAUAUGGUAUUUAAUCAAUGAAGCUAUAAGUUUGAUGAAUGUUGACAUGCAGAUCCCGAAAGCAUAAGCAAAUAUAGCCAGGUUUCAUGCAUCAAAUACUAUAUAUAGCUUAAACUAUGGAGAAACAAAUAAUAACAUCGUCAAAAAAAUAUCUAACAAAUAGUUAACAAAAAAAAAUAUAAUAUUCCAUUAAUAUAUCCUUUCCUCGAAAUCCGUCCAUACAUGUAUAGAACCUAUAACAUACAAUCAUACAUGACAGAACCAUCUAUAUAUGAUUCCAUUAGUGAUCGUUUUAGGCAUUACACGACAUUAAUUAAUAAUUACAUCUCCAUCCUUUAAUCAGUAGUAAUAAGCCGACAAUGGUGGCGGUCGGGGCGAAGUGUCUUCCUCGUUCAGCUUCACCUUAAUACCAAAAGUCU
Molecule: messenger RNA, 3068 nt
Organism: Brassica napus (rape)
Lineage: Eukaryota; Viridiplantae; Streptophyta; Magnoliopsida; Brassicales; Brassicaceae
Exons: 2
Coding region: 532-1308 (258 amino acids)
Source: RefSeq, a predicted model, not a curated record